Harpia harpyja (harpy eagle) is the source of this 1311-nucleotide messenger RNA. It is a transcript of the gene MED8, whose product is annotated as mediator complex subunit 8. The coding region runs from base 89 to 895 and encodes 268 amino acids. Gene Ontology annotation, cellular component: core mediator complex; mediator complex. The transcript is spliced from 7 exons. Gene Ontology annotation, molecular function: RNA polymerase II cis-regulatory region sequence-specific DNA binding; transcription coregulator activity. NCBI's taxonomy places the organism in Eukaryota, Metazoa, Chordata, Aves, Accipitriformes, Accipitridae. Gene Ontology annotation, biological process: regulation of transcription by RNA polymerase II. The record is from RefSeq and is a predicted model, not a curated record.
CCGCCCUCGCGCCCGCCCGGCCCCGCCCCUCGCGGCGGGCGGCUGACCCGGAAGCGCCGCUCUCCCGUGGCAACGGGGCGGUGCCGCCAUGCAGAGAGAGGAGAAGCAGUUGGAGCUGACCCUGGAGGCACUCAUCAGUCAGGUGGCUGACCUGAAGAACUCCUUGGUCAGUUUCAUCUACAAGCUGGAGAAUGAGUAUGACCGACUCACAUGGCCUUCAGUUCUGGACAGCUUUGCAUUGCUCUCAGGGCAGCUGAACACCUUGAAUAAAGUGCUAAAGCAUGAGAAGACCCCACUGUUGCGAAACCAGGUUAUCAUACCCCUAGUGCUGUCUCCAGACCGCGAUGAGGAGAUCAUGCGGCAGACAGAGGGACGUGUGCCAGUGUUCAGCCAUGAGGUAGUGCCUGACCAUCUUCGAACUAAGCCUGACCCUGAGGUAGAGGAGCAGGAGAAGCAGCUGAUCACAGAUGCAGCUCGAAUUAGCCCUGAUGUGGCACAGAAACAGAUCCAAAGUCUGAACAAAAUGUGCUCAAAUCUGCUGGAGAAAAUCAGUAAGGAGGAGCGUGAAUCUGAAAGUGGAGGUUUACGACAGAACAAGCAGACUUUCAACCCUGCAGAUACCAAUGCACUGGUAGCAGCUGUGGCCUUUGGGAAAGGACUGUCAAACCGGAGACCUCCUGGCUCUGGAGGAUCUGUCCAGUCAGGCCAACCCGGAGCUGGUGCCAUCAUUGCAGGUGCUUCAGGCAUGCAGCAGGUCCCAAUGUCAGGUGCACCAGCUCAGCAGCAGCCAAUGCUGGCAGGAGUGCAGAUGGCACAAGCAGGACAGCCAGGAAAAAUGCCAAGUGGCAUAAAAACGAACAUCAAAUCUGCCUCAAUGCAUCCAUAUCAGAGAUGAGCUGAGAUGAACCAGACCCAGGGAACAGCAGUUACCAGCAUUGUUCCUGCUGCAGCCACCAUACCUGGAUUCCUUCUAGGAUUUCCGAGUCCCUUCACAUAUCCGCACACCAUAUCCAGGGAGAUAGGGGUUAUGAGGCCCUUCCCUGUGUUUUAUUUAGUGCUGGGUGGCUGUGUGGAGCUGCUAGUGGCCAUGUCUCCUGGACACAAGUACUUCUCUGUUCAGUCAGAGCAGAGGACACUGCUUCUGUUGCUGAUCCCAUCUUCUUCAGGUCUGGCCUGGAGGACAACUACCUUUUCCUGAUACAGAACCUGAAGAGCUGCAUGGAGCACUCUGCUCCUUGUUUCUGCUUGUUCACUUGGGAUGUUCUUUCUUUACUCCCUCUUGUUGAAUAAAGACCUUGCUAUGCACACUGA